ACAGAAAGGUGUACCUGUACAUGUCCCAGUGUCAGACGUAAUAGUUCAGCUCCCACCGGUACACGAGACUUUCCUCUCCAACUGUCAGACGUGAAAGUACCGUACCUCUACCGGGCGUGAAAGCUCGUCGACCAGUGUCGGACUUAACAGUAUACCUCCCUUCGGUGGACGGGGUACUUUCUCUCAGCUAGAUGUCAGACGUGAAAGUACCUCUACCAGUGUCUGACGUGAAAGUGAAACGGUUGUCUGCUCCCGUUGUCAUACGUGAUAUUACAUCUUCUACCAGUUGAGGCAAUACCUGCUGUUGGACGUGAAAGUAACUCUACCUGUCGGACGUGAAAGUAACUCUACCUGUCGGACGGGAAAAUUCUCUCGUUGUCACGCGUCAUAUUACAUCUCCCACCGUUGGACGCAAUACUUCUUCUCCUGUUGUCAGACGUAAAAGUAUCGGACGUGAAAGCUUGUCUGCCAGGAACAGAUGUGAAGGUAUUCUUUCUACUAUUUGACGAGAUAAUACCUUCUCCACGGUUCUAGUCGACAGUCAUUUCACAAUAUGGUACGCCAGGCGACGAGCCGGUAAAAGAGCAGACAUAUCAUGGAUGUUACUGCAGGGUGUUCUUUGAUGUGCAACAACGAUGGCUAUCAAGAGGAAAAAACCGAAGCCACAGAAACUAUGUGGCUGGGAAGUGGACGAUGUAACUAGUCAUACUCUAGGUAUCGAGACAUGGAGUAACCUACAAGUUCAAAUCCACGAGCGCCACGGAAAACUCAAAAAUGUACCAGAGCACGCUACGUACAAACAUUUACCCAAACGAAGGUGCUCUGGUUUCGAGGACACCGAUUCAUUCGAGAAAGAAAGUCUACAUGAACAUUUCUUCAGAAGAAAGCCCGAUAUUGAAGACUCGAAUACCUCUAUAAAUUCUAGUCCAAACACAGUCACACAGCUGCCAAAUGGACCUGCUCGUAAAAGAAGCACACACGCAGUGCGUGUACGGACGGCGGGUUCUGUACGUCCGAGUGAUGAGGAAAGGUCGAAGACGCGGGAUGACCUUGGAGUGCCAUACAAAGAAAGUGGCUGCGCUAUCCAGACCCUCCCCAGGACUGGCUUGCCUUUCGGUCUGACAAGGGCGGUAACUGACCUUGGAGAGGAGAGAUCACCCACCAUGCGCAGAAUGCUUUAUUACUCCCGAAAGUACGCAUCUAAAGACGACGACAUACACGAUGAGGAGGAAGAUGAGGGCUACGAUUCUAAGACUCCAAGUGAGGAAAAAGAAAUAAAGUUGUUUGAAACUCCUUUAAUUAUAAAUCAAUGCAGUCCUGCCAAUGGCCGGUAUCAUCAGGACUUUGCUCGUGCAAGCAAGAAUGGGCAGCGCGUGGCUAAGUUCUCAUACACGCAUCUGUCGUCUCGGCCUGUGGGUUACGGACCCUUCGACGACGAUCCGCGUAAUGGUGCUGAUCCGAGGACUUCCGGUGAAACGCAUAAAAAAUCUAAACAGUAUUUAGAAGAAUCAAAGGAAAAUAUUAGAAAUAGCAGAAAGUUGGAACGUUCACAUACUGUUAUGGUUGACAAGAACGACACAAUAACAGCCUCGGAGGAUCGACCGUCUACAAUUAUAUUACGUAAGAUUAGUAUACAAAAUUCCCACGGAGAAGGAACGCAUGAGACAGUGUUCGAUCUCCAAAAGUCGUUUCAUAGAUCACAAACAACUAUAAAUGAACAUACUUCGGAUAUGGAAAAUUAUCCUGUCAACGUUUCUAGUUCCGAACUAACGUGUCCACAGCAUAGGCCAUAUUCACGAACUUCGCAAAAGAUUACAAUUGACUCGAGUAAGCUCGCUACGGGAGACGUUUUGCGAAAGACGCACGCGGGUAUAUUCGAUUUGCAGCGGUCCCAUACGACAGUGUGCAUGCCGAUUGGAGAAUUGCUUCCAAUGGCAGAUCACUUCCACACCAAGUCGACAUUGUCCGCUUAUCCGGAACUCCCCACUACGCCCAGUAGCGCUCGCGACCCGGAGGACAAUUCUAAACUGGCUAAUAUGGAUGACGCCUCCCUCGAUUAUUACUCAAUACACAAAAACAAUACACUGUGUUCCGGUCCUUUCCGUCAAGCCAAGUCAUCUCAAGACGUUAGCAUCCGAAAACCGACCGUACCACAUGUGGAUAUUUACCCCCAUUCAGCACCCGUCAUUUCGCCGUCCCCACAAGAGCCGCGCACGCGACUCACUCAUUCUAAACCAAAGGAGGGACUUCCCUCUGGGACGACCACUCUCGAAGUUAGUAUGAGCGGCAUUGAUAUUGAAAUAAAACAAGAAUUCAAGAAGAAACUCCAACGUGCCACAACCAUCGGGAAAAUCAAGCUUUCUACCAACCCUGACCGAGACACGAAGAAGAAACUCCGCGAUGCCUUCUCUAGGUUUUAUAACAGACGUUCGUAUGGACCUAACCGAAACGUUAAUUGGUCAGAGGACCUCAGAUUUGUGUGGAACACGUGACCAACGCGGAUGAAGUUAUCUAUGUCAUUUUAAACUAUAAGUAGAACACGAGAGCAUUGUCAUGUUGAUUGUCAGCAGCCUCCUCAUUGUUUAUUUUAUGGGGUCAAUAAGUCAAAUGCCUUGUUGAUUUUGUGUGAUAUAUGUAAAGACCUGACAGUGACAAGGUGAAUGUGUAUACAUAAUAUGUGAUAUUUAUAGAACAAGAAAUUGAUAUGCACACUGAUUACUUCCGGUUUGUAAUGAACACGUGAAUGAACAUAUCAUUAAUUGCGGUCUAGUGCAAACGUGUAACUGAUACACUACAAAAGUAGGGUAUCACUUAUAAAUUUUACAAAUAUAACCCAGCGGAGUAUGACAUGAUGUACAAGCCAUGCGUGUUAGUGUUGUUUAAAACAAGCACUUAAAAUUGAUUAUAAGGGUAAAAUAGUGUUGGAUGAGUUUAUCGAUGAUGUCAGUUUUCUUUAUUAUUUAUAAAAAAGGCAUUUAAGAAAGAAAAUGUCUGCAUUGUUAUGUGCCAAUGAUAUUUAAAUACUGUUUAUUGUAUUACUUUUGUUUAUAUUUAUCUAUGUUCCUCUUUCAUUUCAACAUUUUUUUUUAUUAAAAAUAGCCUAUGAAUCAGGUUGAACAACAGGCUACGCCUCUAUUAGUUCUCUCCUGUGAGGUGUGCUUCUGUUAAAGUAGUGUGUGAUCUGGGAUCUUUAUUUCUAUUAAUGUAGAAUCGAUAUGUGAUCUUUGCUUAUGUUCAAGAUACCUGUACCAGUGCCAAAAAACGUUACUAUAUAUUUGACAAUAUUUAAUCUGGCAUGACUAUAUAUUUGAUAAAUCGAUUAAGGGAUCCGGCACAUUUUGGGAAUUAUACCCAUUUAUGUUUCAGAACAAGUUUAAACAACUAAUAUCAUGACCGAUAGCGAGGUAGUUUAGCAACAUGCUUUAUCGACAGGUCCGGGGAUGGAAUCCUCAAUGCGGAGUUGUUGCUUGUUUUGUCAGAAUGGUAAUUAUAGUAAAACUAUUUCUUUUUGUACAUUACUUUCAAAUGAGCAAACAAUUAUAAAUAAAAAAGCCAAACAAAUUGGAACAUUUUUUCAUUGGAAAAUCGACAGAGGUUGCUGGGGAAAUCUACUUUAACUAUUACGAGAGCAGUUCAGUGUCUGUGACUGCAGUGCCCAGUGUGUGUAACUAUGUGACCGUAACACUUCCCUUCAAUCAUGUAUUAUCGCAAUUCAUUUGAGAGUGUAUGUUUCAGAAUACGCUUACGAAACUAUUAUAUAAAAUAUCUAAGGAAUUAUGACGAGUCUGACUGUAUCAAAUGAAUGAGUUUGUUUUCGAAUACGUCUUACAGUUUUAUAUAAAAGGGAGUGGGGAUGAGAGGGCAUUUUUAUCCGUAAACAUUACGUCACAAUUAUGUUUUCUUAGCAAACGAAGUCAUUCUAGUAAGAUGUGAAGAAAAGAUAUGCUCAUUAACUGGGAAGAAUAAAAAACAUAAAAGGCAGCAGUUGUACAUGCACUUGAUACCAUAUUUCCAGGAUCUGUAUCAGCAUUGCAUGGAUAUUGUCAAUGAUAGCUUAACUUGCGUACCUAUUUUAGAGAGUAGCUUGCUGCGAUUGUAUAGAUCUGACUGACACAUUUUCUAUACAACGGGCCAAGGGGAGAACGAGUAUAUGCUGGGGAUUGCAUUGCUGUCAACCGAUUUACAGUUUUGUCUUAAUUCCCUAAUCACUCUGUCAGGUGAUAAAAUAUCGAACAAUCAUGGAUCUUUUAACAUCAUUUUUUCUAUAUUGUUUAUUUAUCAACAAAUGAUUAACAAGUGCUAUUAAACUGAAUCCAUGCUUAGAAUUUUUAUUUUCUGAUUUCCAAAAUAUUUCUCGGGUCAGCGUUUAACUGUUAAAUGUAGAGUAGUUAUGAAUGCAUCCCACUUCGUUUAAUUAAGUUUCAGUUAUCACACAUAAACCUAUGAGUUUGGAAGAGGUCCAGCGUGUUUGGUGCUGUAGAUGCAUACUGUAGAGUAUGAUGGCUUCGCCAGAUAUUAAAAUAAUCAAACCGGCAUACAAAUUACCUGUUAUAAAAGUUUGAUGAAUAUAUGUAUUAUAACCAUUAUUUCUCUUUAAUUUUAUGAUCACGAAUUUAGAUCUGUCUUAGAUCUGCCGUAAUUGUCGCAGCAAAAUGUCAAAGUUGCUUUGUUUAGAGUUUCCUGGCUUAGUUUUGUAUGUAAAAUACAAUCAUAAGUGCUUUGAUUAUUUAUAUUGCUUCAUUUGUAACUCAAAGAUCAUGUUGAGAGCAGUGUGUAUACAUGUGGCGUUGUCUUCUGAGCUUUUUGUUUGAUGAACUGUUGACAUACCUCAGGAAUUCAAUCCAUGUUAAUUUGUUGUUAUGACAAAUACAAUAUUUAUUUCUUACAAGUAUGUUGUUUUGUUAUAUGUUUGUAACUAAAAGAGGAUCUACGACCGAGAAAGCAAGAUUUCAUUAUAAAAUCAGUUUAAGAUAACAUGUUAUCGUUACUCUACACUUUAUCCCGAUUUGCGUUAGAGUUAUCUCUUUCGAAUAUCAUACAUGAAAUAACCUGCGUGUCGUCAAAUGCGUUCAUUCCUAUAAACUUUUAAAAGGUAUUUCAUAAAUACAUAUAAGCGAACUUUGAUCUUGAACUUACCCUUUCUUGAUAGAAACGUCCUUGUGGUGCUUA
Messenger RNA from Mizuhopecten yessoensis (Yesso scallop), 5169 nucleotides. RefSeq lists its product as uncharacterized. NCBI's taxonomy places the organism in Eukaryota, Metazoa, Mollusca, Bivalvia, Pectinida, Pectinidae. The transcript has 8 exons. The record is from RefSeq and is a predicted model, not a curated record. The coding region runs from base 636 to 2492 and encodes 618 amino acids.